CACAUCCUCGGGGCUACAAGUGAGCCCAGGAGCUCUGAAGCUCUGAGAGGACUCUCAUGCAGGAUUCAUGAGGGAUCAGGCUCAUUGGUGGUAGGAGGGGUGCUGAGUCUGGUGCCUGGGGAAUGCAGGGCUGGGGGUGGGGAAGGAGGUUCUCCAUCCCUGGGAAUGUGGGGAAUGCAUGGUCUCCACAACAAUUUGCUCUUCAGAGUCUGUCCAGUUAAUGAGUGAGUCCCAAGUUUGUCAGCAUGGCUGAUGUUGGCACAGCCACCUCUGCCCUAUGAAAAAGACACAAGUAUCCCCUUGGCCUGUACCCUCUUGGGAGCCUUGUCCAGCAGCAGAAUUCAAUGCCCACCCAGGAGCAGGGGGGGACAUGGCAGACUCCCAUCAGUGACCUUCCUGCCAUGGCCACAGUGCCUACAGAGAGGAAGGGCAGGAAGCUGGGGGGGCUGUGGGGCUUUUUAUGAGCUUCUUGGGGGCCUGAUGGUGAGGAAGGGCUGGAGCAGGAGCACAGGAGGAGGCUGUGCAGGGCACACCGGGGUUGGGUGCUGCUGCUGGGGAUGCCCCAAGCACGUAAAGGAAUUGGUGUCUGUGCUGUGGCCCACCCCAUGAGAAAGAAAAGCUAUUUCACCUCCAAGAGGAUCCUCAGGGUGUCCCAGUGGGAUAGCUAGUGGCUUUUGCACUGUAGGGAUAGAUCCUGCAAGGGUCAAAAUCAGUGUGUCUUGACAGGUUUGAUCCCACAGAGGAUGUGGCUGUGCAUAAAGGCCAUUCUCUCCCCUGUACCACCAGAGGCAGGGAUGGAACCUGGACUGUGGGCAGUUGGCACUGUAAUGUGUUGGGUGUCCUCACCGUGGGUGGCUGUCACUUGGCCCUUGUGGUGACAACCCAGGGUGCCACUUGCAUUCCUGGCCACAAGAGCAGGUUACUCACCAACUCAAGUUAAUGGCUAACCCUGUGGCAGCUCCUGUAUAAGGUGGAAGUUCAGCUGUCCAAGGGCUGUGAUGAGCCCUCGGGGUGGGGGUGGGAACCUGCCCACCUCCUCUGCACCACAAACCAGGAGCGUUGUAGGGAGGCAGCAGCAUGAAUGGGGGCCACCACGGAGUGCCUGGUGCUGGGAGCCCCGUGCUCACAUCCUGGUUCCUGCAGAAGAUGUGCUUCUGGAUGCUGAGCUGUUGCUUAGCCCUUCAGCACCUGGCCGUGCAGGCCUCCUUGCUCUGCAUCUUCCACCUCCUCCUGCUGCCCACCCUGCCUGAGGAGCUGCCCCAUGCCCAGGCCCCCAGUGAGCUGUUGGCACGCAGCCUCUUUGCCUGCGGCAUCUCCACACUGCUGCAGACCACUCUGGGGAGCCGGCUGCCGCUGGUUCACAUCCCAUCCUUUGAGUACCUGGUGGCUGCCACGGUGCUGAGCUCCCACCUGUCCCUCGGUGCCACCACAGACAGGAAUGGCACAGCUGUGGCCAGCGCCUGCCCUGCACCACACUGCACUGUCACAGCGAGCUGGGCUGCCUCACUGCAAGAGGUCUCGGGAGCCGUGCUGGUCUCUGGGCUGGUUCAGCUGGCGCUGGGAGUGUCUGGUGUGUGGGGGUGGGCAGCCCAGCGCUGCGGGCCCAUGGUCCUGGCCCCUUGCUUCUCCAUCAUUGGCCUGUCUGCAUACAAGGAAGCUGCUUUCUUCUGCUCCACUAACUGGGGGGUAGCACUGCUGCUCAUGCUCCUGGCUGUCACCUUCUCCCAGCACCUGGGGUCCUGCCGCCUGCCCUUCUGUGCCUGGCUCCAGGCUCAGAGGGGCCUCACGGAGCCCUCUGUCCCCACCCUGCGCAUGUUCUCGGUACUGCUCCCGUUUGCUGGCAUCUGCGUCAUCUGGGCCAUCCUCAACCACCUCCACAUCUCUUGGGAAUCGCUGGACCUGGGCAUGGCACGGCUGUCCUGGGCCAACAGCACCUUCCAUGCUGCUUGGGUCCACAUCCCCUACGCAGGCGAGUGGGGGUGGCCACUGCUCACCCCCCGGGCGCUGGCAGUGGGCAUCGCCAUGGCCAUCAGCUGCAGCAUGAACUCAGUGGGCUGCUACGUGCUGUGCGGGAGGCUGCUGCGAGCCCCCCGGCUGCCCCCCCACGCCUGCAACCGGGGGCUCUGCACGGAAGGGCUGGGCAGCGUCCUGGCAGGGCUGCUGGGCAGCGCAGGGGGCACGGCUGCCAGCAUUGCCAACACCUGCACCAUCAGCCUUACUGAGGCUGGCUCCCGCCUCUCGGUGCAAGUAGGCGCACUGGCGUGUGUAGUGCUGGGCAUGUCCCCAAGGCUGGCAGAGCUCCUCACCCGCAUCCCGCUGGCAGUGCACGGAGGGGUGCUCUGUGUCACCUAUGCCGUGGCUGUGGGCAUGGGGAUCUCCUACUUCCAGUACGCAGACAUUGACUCGGGGAGGAACAUCUUCAUCGUUGGCUUCACCAUGUUCAUGGCGCUGCUGGUGCCGCGGUGGUUUGGCAUGAGCCCAGCUCAUUUGGCCACAGGCUGGGUGCCCUUGGACCUCUUCUUCCUCUCUCUGCUCAUGGUACCUAUCUUCUUAACUGGCUUCUUGUCAUUUUUCCUGGAGAACACGGUCUCAGGAACCAUGGAGGAGCGAGGGUUGCUCUCUGAGCUAGUGCCACAGAAGGCCAAGGAGGGCAAUUGCCACCCACGUGGAGAGAGAGGCAAAGCGAGCCAGGUGUAUGGGCUCCCCACCGGGCUGAGGAGGCUGCUGCCAUCCUCCUGCAAAGCCUUCCCCUGCUGCUUCCUCUGCCCAGGGAGGGAGGAAGAGGAGGAGAAGGAGGAAGAGGAGAGCUGCCAUGUCACUGAGGAGGAGACUGGUGCCCCAGGGGAAGGGACGCAUCUGCUCCCCAAAUGUGGCCUGGGGCAGCAGCAGCUGGCCAGCAGGCCAGGCGAGACAGAGGUGCCUGCAUGGCACACCGUGGCCUGACCCUGCAGCGUGAGGACACCUCAGAGGGGGUUGUGUCCCCAGGGCAGCUUGCCAGCCACUUGACUCCUCACUUCUGAAGCUCACGUGGACUGGAGGGACCUGCACUUUCACACUCCCAGCACAGACCUGAUUUUCCCCAUUGGCAGUGAGCUAUAAAAACCGUGAACCAGA
Molecule: messenger RNA, 3114 nt
Organism: Colius striatus (speckled mousebird)
Lineage: Eukaryota; Metazoa; Chordata; Aves; Coliiformes; Coliidae
Gene: SLC23A3
Product: solute carrier family 23 member 3
Exons: 12
Coding region: 1078-2943 (621 amino acids)
Biological process (GO): transmembrane transport
Cellular component (GO): membrane
Molecular function (GO): transmembrane transporter activity
Source: RefSeq, a predicted model, not a curated record